GCGCCACCAACUAGAAACUGCGAAACAAGAACAAAACCAACUACGAAAGUGCCGUUUUUCGGCGGAAAAGGGGUGUGUGUAGUGCGUGCGUGCGAAGGGUGUUGGCGUGUUUUGGAUUUGUAAACACGUAGUGCGUGCUUCUCGUGUACGCGGGUGUGUAGGCACGAUGACAACGGGCCAGAAGAAGCUGGUCAGGUCCAAGAGCGGCCUCCGAAUCGUCACAGUGGGCAACGAGGCGCUCAGUCCUUUCCAUUUGGACGAGCCACCGUGGACACCCGACCGAGAGACCGCCGAUUGCUGGCGCUGUCGCUCCAAGUUCGACUUCAUAACGCGCCGUCACCACUGUCGCCGCUGUGGCCGCGUCUACUGCAGCAACUGCUGCAGCCGUAGGCUUCCCCUGCAGCGCAUGUGCUUUGUGGACCCCGUGCGCAUCUGUCACGACUGCAGCCCAGCCACGCUGCGCGAGAAUGACUUCUACGACAGGCACCUGCGCUUGCUUCUCGCCGGCGCGCACUUCCUCGUCACGGUUGUGCCCGACGUGGGUGCUGCCCUGCCACACUGCUGUCGGCUGUCCUCAGACCAUCGUAUCCUUGAGCUGGAAAAUGUUCAGAGCAAGGAGUGCAUGGAAAUCCCCCUGGCCAGCAUAUGCACUUACCGUAUCCUCAGGCCUAACAGCCCUGGAAUGACUGACUCGACAAGGAGCCCUUCGGCGAGUGAUGGCGGCCUGAGUGGUGUCAUGAUUGGCUACAGACCGCAUGGAGUGACACCUGGUGCACCUGACGAGCAACAGGAUGCAACGAUGGAGCUUGCACAGACACUGCUACACCUCGGUCUGUCCCCUGCACCGGAGGCUGCUGCACAGGGUGCCCUCUGGAUUGUCGCACUCAACAAGGCUUUCCGGAUGAUCCACAGUCCGGACGUGUCACCGGAAUGACUUCAGCAGGGCCCGUUCAACAGCCACGGCGGGCACUACCUGCUACUGCGACCUCGCUGACUGGCAAUCCACACUACAUCACAUCCAUGGUGCUGUUUCUGCUCAGUUUUGGACAUUCAACAUAUCUGUGUAGUGCUGUCUUUGUGGAUCUUGUACGGUUGGGGGGCAAAUGCCUAGACAUUGCCAGGACUGCAGUACUGCAGAGUGGUAUUGGAAAGUCUGGCUCAUAUAUGCACUAUUGUGUGCAGAGAAAAGAUUGUUUGUGUUGGGCCUCUAAGCGCUACAUGGCUGAACAAGCUUCUUAUUUCUUAGACUCUUGCGGCUACCAAGAUUUGGCUUUUUGUCAUGUACAUGUACGCUGUUGUGCUAUAUAUUUGAUGCCGAAUUAUGCGUCGCUUUGAUAUAUGUUAUACUGUGCCCGAAAUGUACAUUGUACGUCCUGCGCUAGGGUGAAGCAUGUGGUGCAUUCUUUAAGGCAGCGUGCAAGCUUCUUUCAGAAUGAGUGCUCCGAGAAGUAAGUUCAAAAUGUCAAGGAUCUGAACAGCUUACAUGAAGCUGGCAGUGCAAGUUUACUGCCCCGUGCACCGAUAGCACAUGGCAUUACUUCUGCCGCCACCCAUUACUUGAAUGUCUGCAAGGUGUUAGCCACAAACGUUUUAUAGGUGGGUCACCCUGUAGUAGGGAGAGGAAAGAAUGUGUGCCACAAAAUGCUUAAGCUUUUUUAGUUGCUGAUAAAUACUUGUCUGUGGACUGAAUUUUCAUGAAUCCUGUACGUUUUGUUCUGGAACAACAUUGCAAGGAAUGUUUCAUGCUUACUGCUUCUUUGCUCUCACUGAUAUUUUCCAUUUAGAUUGUAUAUUUUGGUUUGCAUCAAUCAUAGAAACACUUUUUGUAUCUUUGCUUGCAUAGCGUUUUUGAAGUUUCGUUUGCUGGUAGGUGACAAAGCCGAUCCCUGUGUCUGCAGCACUUUUGUUCAAGGUAGAUCAGAAGGUAGGGGUAGAAACUAUGUGGUUGAAAAAUUCAAGCGAUAACAUGGUUAUUGUAGGUGUGAAAGAUUCUGCCACUGGCAUUACAAUGGAAAUGCAGGUCACUGUAUAUUCCUGCAGUAAAAAUAGUGGCGACAUCAUAAUCCUUCUCUGUCAUCGACUGCACUCAUACUUAAGUAGAGCAACCUUCACGUCAUGUUUCUGGUGUUUGGGCGCAGAUAAACUGCUUCCAUUUAGGUCAUGUGUCAACUAAAUUCACAUAAGGACGGAAUGAAACUUUCAUCUUGCUUGUGGGCAAGUACAUUCGGCCCCUCAUGUAUGCACAAAUUCUAGCUUCUAACCUUUGGGGUAUUGUUCAAUGCUUUGAUUCUCUGGUUUGCUCAAUUGCAAAAUUUGUUGUUGGACAUCAUUUUUACAUUUGUGGUCAGAGUAUUAGGAAGUGUACAGCCCUCCUGCAAGUGGUGCCAUUUAACAUAGCAGUCCACUGGCUUCAAGUGACACGAGGGGUCUGGAAUGCUGUACAACAUCGGGGCAUUUUUAUCUUUGCUUCUUUUUUGUGCCCAUGCAUUCUUUCUCUGCCAUGCUUUAUUAUAACUUCUUUUUCAUAACUUGCCAACAUUUUCAAGUAAUAUCAGCUGCUCACCUCGGCAAAAGUGUGACCGUACCCAUUUUGUUGGUUCCUUGAGGAGGCCUUAGUUUUUAUACCCAUCAAGUCUUCCAGAUUCUCAGCUGAGCCGCUGUCAAACUCUCCCAUCGUCACGAUACAUUAAGACUGCUAGGUUGUUGUGGCAUUUGAAUGUUCAAUAAAUAAUUUGUACCAGUGGGGAGACCAAACAUGGCUUCGUGACAGCAGGUGAAGGUAAUGUAUAACUCAUCUAUGACUGCUGCAUUCAUCUAACUUUGUGAUUUAAGUUCUCGUUCCUGCGAUAGUUGUUUGGUGAUGAGCCGGCAAAGUUAUUUCUUUUUUGCUUCUAUUGUAGUAAACACAUAUGCCUGAAAGCCGUUCUCAACAUGGAAUAUGUGUCUCUUCAAGUUGUUGUCCCAGACUGUACCUGAUUACCAGAGAGCCUGCGUGUCUCCAUGCUAAUUGGCUAAAAGCAGUGCCAUGGGUAGCAUUAGGCAGUGCUUGAUGACAAAUAAGGUAUGUUUGAGAUGGUCAUACAACCUCUAAUAAUGUCACUUGUAGUAGUCUCUUCAGCUGGCCCAUCCACAUUGUGGAGUAAAACUAUUGCACGGAAUUGUAGGCAUCUUGCAUUAGAUAAUGCAGCGUCGAAUAAGGUUUGCAGCAUCGAUCGGUUUAACAUAUAUAAGGAACGAAUUGGGUUUGAAACAAAUAGCCAUGUCCCCAUGCCAGUUGACUACUGUAUUAUAGAUAAAUUGGAGCAGCCAGACAUGGGCAGUGUUCUGAACUUUGACAGCCAGUGUUGUUUGUCAUACUGUGAUUUAUUUCUACGUGUAGAAAUUGCUGAAUGAUACAGAAAGGAAGUUUCACUAUAGGCGUGGUAAAAAACAAGGGACAGAUGCAACAUGUUUAGGACAUGGUAUCUAAACUCUAUUUUACAAGGUGCAGUGCUUACAGUGGUAGCUGAGAACAUCAUGCAGGAAUGCCGGAUAUUCCUGUCCAUUGUUCUACCGCAUAUCCUCCAGCUGAAUUUCUGUGAUGUUUCAUCAAUCAAACAGUGGUAUUCAUCGAAAGUGUGUGCUCAUUUAUAAAGUAUGGAAAUGUGGCAAACGCAUUGACCUUACUAAAACAUGCUCUUGUUCUAGACGACACCGGCUGUUAGCGUCAGAAGAUGAUAGCAUUACGCGGCCUUCUGUUGUACAUUCCUUCCACCUUCCAUUGACCACAGCGUUUGCAUACUUCUUCCAUAAAUUGUCAAAUUUAAUUUUCAAAUGAGAGCUUGUUUUUUAAAAGUGUUUUAUGAAGAAAAAAAAAACUGACACUGUUUAUAAGCACCACACAUUGCUUUGCUUUAGACUAGAUUGUGGCCACUGGUGGCGCAGUUUUAAAACCUGUCAGAUUCGACGUAGGCAUUGGGCCUGUUGGUGCUGGGACUUUCAAGGAGCUUAUUUGGACAAUCAGUGUACGCCUAAUGGUCUUCAAUAAAAAGAAAAACACUGCCAUCAGCAAAUGCUUUGUGCGUUAAAACUCAAUUGACUUUAAAAAAAUGUGUUGCAAGGCUUAUAGGGAAGCAACUUUGUCAUGAAGAAAAGCCAGCGGUUUCUUGAAUAAUCAUUGCAUAUAACUGUGCACUUUAAUAAUAUAUGCCAGCUCUAUGCGAAUUUUUGGCCAUGAUACCGGUGAUAUGUGCAUGUACUGUCGGCUGCAAAAGUUUGGGGGAUCUGCAACGUGUGGCGGAUCAGUGGAAAACUGCAUUGCAGCGCCAUCUACUGAGAUGCUCCAUGGUGUUAAGGAUAUCGGCCACGGCCUCCGCGAUGAGCUCCGGCAACGGCACGUUGUCGGAGACGGAUUUAUAAGAUUUCAUGUGUAACUUCCUUUCAUCAGCAUUUAUGCCUUGUAGCAUCCUUUCAUAUAGACAGUACUUGUGUGGUUUUCCCGUGAAUAGCGCCAUGUUUUGUUAAUGGCAAAAUGCAGUGAGGCUUGUUUGUACAGAAAUAGCUCAUUUUUCUGCCAAAAAUUAUUUGGAAGUGUAAUGGCCCUUGCUUACUGUCAUGUUCGCUAGAGCUUUGUGUUAGUCUGGUUAAGUGGAGAAGGAUCCUCAAGUGAGCUUUCAGAAAGUUAUCUUAGCAUGAGGGAUUGCAAAACAUGGUUAUUGAUAACAAAUGUUAACAUGCCACUGGUGUGACUGAGCGUGGAAGAACUUGUUUUCACUGAUACGAGUCGACAUGUAUUGGUGCACUUGCAUAACCCACUUGCGCAUUUACUUGUGAAUCUGUUGUUUUGCUGUUGAGUUAUCAUACAUAGAUUCUGCUAGCUGGGGCAAAGAAUUGAAAUGUGAGUGGAAAGCCAGCACCAUGUCAUAUCCGCAAUCGUUCUCUUGUAUUGGUGUACAAAAAUCAACGUUAAUGUCGUGUCUGUACUUGUCACCUGUACUUACAAAUUUGCUUUUGCGAAUCCUUUUUCUUUUUUCUUGUUUUCUUAUUAGGAUGAACGCGAUCACCAGUGUCACUGAGUGUGCUGCGAGAGAAAUGCACAACUGUACAGUGCCAUUAUGGCAUGAAAUUUUGAAGGACAGCAUAUGCAAUACACACUAUGCUGUACGUUGUCACACCUUGCAUCCAUUGUACAUCUGCGAGAGCACUCCAAACUCUCCUACAUGUUUGCUUUGCAUAACAUUUCUCUUUGCAAGUGUUGAAGCCAUUAAGAUUAGUGUUCAGCUUCAAAACUGCCUAAUUAUUAAGACACAUUGUUAAUGCGGAGUUUUUUUUACCUAUAAUGCAGUUCCUUUCUGUUAUGUGUACCUCAUGGUGUAAAUGACUGUUCUGUCAACCAUGGUCACGAAACAAAAAUUUAGACAACGAAUUAAGCACACCUUAUGUGUUCGGCAGCGGUAUUUUGAUGUACCUUGUUUUGUGUGACAGCGCACGUACGUUCUGCUUUUUUGUUUUUCUCACUGGCAAUGUUUCAUCUACACUACGACAUAUUUUUUUCUUCCGGUACAGUAGCUAAUUUUACAAAUGUAUGGCAAUAUAGCCAGCCAACAAACGUGUGUAUGCGUCUUCCUCGAUCCACUGUAUGUAUUCAAGAUGCGAAUUAUUUUUGUUCCCUGACGCAUAAGGGAAUGCCGUUAAAUAAGUGCCUUAAGGAGUGUACCAGUGAUUUUGUGUUUGUGUAGUAUAUAGAAAUUACUGUGACUAGAUACCAAGCUCUGUUUUGAUGCGCGCCUGUUUUUACUCCCCGUGCAUGCACAUCAUGUGCUUCAUGCAACAAGGUCGUUCUUGAACCGGGGAAUUUGGAACCAACUUAUUGUAGUGUACUGUAGCGAGCUUGUGUGCAAUGUUUCCGGCAUUAUCCUACUGUUUACGCGGUGUACACAACACCUGCUUCACGUGGUUGAAUAAAAAAGCCGUAUCAUUGGUACAUUGAAAUGUUCAA
Messenger RNA from Rhipicephalus sanguineus (brown dog tick), 5977 nucleotides. RefSeq names its product zinc finger FYVE domain-containing protein 21. Bases 167 to 934 code for a protein of 255 amino acids. The transcript is spliced from 6 exons. Gene Ontology annotation, molecular function: metal ion binding. The record is from RefSeq and is a predicted model, not a curated record. NCBI's taxonomy places the organism in Eukaryota, Metazoa, Arthropoda, Arachnida, Ixodida, Ixodidae.